Messenger RNA from Eimeria tenella, 2109 nucleotides. RefSeq lists its product as uncharacterized. The record is from RefSeq and is a predicted model, not a curated record. The transcript is spliced from 4 exons. Lineage: Eukaryota; Apicomplexa; Conoidasida; Eucoccidiorida; Eimeriidae. The coding region runs from base 1 to 2109 and encodes 702 amino acids.
AUGGAACCGCGACGCACGAGUGGUAGUUCUGCUGAUUCGCGUUCGCUGAGCGUGUCGUCGGACUCAGAUGCGUUGGAUGAGCCCACUGUAUUGGAAGAAGCGCGCCAAGGUUCGGCUGCCGCAGACGCGCCGCGUUCGGCGAAGGGGAGAAGCAGAAUCAACUCGAUCCGGUCAAAGCGGCCUGCCCCAAGGAGCCCCAACCAUGUCGCUUCUCGUUCUAGCCGCGGCGUGCUUACCAGCGGCUCGCGGCUGCUCGGCUCUGCAGACGCAGUCACUGAAGGCGGGCUUUUCAGACGCGGGCUUUCCUCUGGUCGCCGGCCAACUCGAGUUUCAUUCGUGGAUGAGCAGGACAAACAUGCUACAACGUCGAGCAGCUCCGAGUCGUCUUCCCGCCCAAUAAUAGAUUUUACUAUAAGCAGGCAAUCUAAAGAACCGACUGAACAACCAGCUGCACCUCAACCUGACAUGAAGGCUCACACUGCUUGUCGAGCACUAGCUAUUGCGAACGCAAACAGAAACAUGGCUGCAAUAGCUGCAGAGAAGCAGGCCCUUGACGAUACAGAGAGUCCAGCGAUUGAUGCGGUGGAAAUGGAGAUCGACAACCUAAACCAUCAGUUACGGGAUGUCAAAGACUCUCUCCAUAAACACUGUUUGACGAUCCUCAAUUCCUUGGUUGGGGACAAGUGGACCAUCGACACCAGCGAUACUUUGGCCAAGCGUAUGCUACGGCCGUCCAAGUGGUCGACCGCAAGCCAGGUUCAAAAAGAAGCCCAUCAAGCGAACGAGGACAACCAGAGCUGGUUUGGACCGUCAGCAAUUGACGUCUUCGGAGACAGCUUGGUGAUUGAAGAGAAAAAUCCCUAUCGCAUCGUAGGGGUGUUUGCCCGCAGGUAUCAGGACACGAGACAGCGGAUCCCCUACUUGGAUGAUUUGGUCUGCUCUGGAGUUCUUCCGUGCAUCCAGCACCUCGAGCCGCCAGUCGGCCGACCGCAGUUGCUACAGGCUCCACUGGAACCCUUGUCGCCUAUUAAGGCUUUUCCAGACAGAGGAUCGCUGCCGCCGUCCAAGCUAUCACGAAAUAGUGCCGACCCAAAUGACGCGAACACGGGCUCUGCAGAACGGAUUUCUCGACGUGACGUAUCAUCCCACAGCAGAGGAUCUCACUUUCGAGUCGCGUCCAUGCCUGCCCCGCCGCGUGCUCCUUGGGGCAUAGCAAAACAAGUAAUGAAAAAUCGCAAGGGUGCCUGCUGCGUUGCGCAGUGCCCGGUGCCGUGUUCACGCUACGUCUGCGUCCUUCCAGCGGUGAACUAUACACGAAGCUCGGCGCCGGCAAGCUAUGCCACAGUCAACAUAGAGAACAAUAACAUGAGGAUCCCAAGUCGCCUUGUCGACUAUCUCGAUAAAAACUGCGUGGCAGUCGAAAGGCCCUCCUGGGACAAGAGCAGCACGAAGAAGCACACCAAGGUUAAAUACACCGACUCCAGACGUUCCCGAUCAUCGACGCAAUCUGAUGACACGGAUUCAAGUUGGGGAGAAGAUGGAAUUGAUAAGGGCGGGGCCUGGGCUUCCGGAACAUGCGAAAUUCCCCCCAUGCUCCCUACUUCCAUCGCAAGUGGCCUACCUCAAUUUUUUAGAAGAGAAGUUGGUAACCGUUGGUUGCCUACAUUGUUCACCGACGCAGACAUCCGAAUCUCGGAGUACUGGAAGCUUGAGAACAUGAAAAAUAGGGAGAAGGCGGCAUGGGUUUACCAAGGGACUCAUGCAGAACCUAAGCCUUAUCCAUGGGAAGAAGUGCCGCUGGAAGGUAGGCCACUUUCCCGCAAAGAGAUUGCGCAACAACGCAAGGACGCAAAAUCACGGCGGCACAUUAGCCGCGAUGCAGAACUCUUGCUGCGAGGCGUCGCACAGAGCACUACCUGGGAUGGCGAAGCAAGCGUGGUGCAUGCUGGGACUUUCUUCAGGAAGAAUUCCACCGAAGUAGUUUUAGUGCAGGAACGCGUGUGGCUGCUUUUGGGAAACAUUGCAGCCCUACUGGAAUGCAAACACCUCGCGAAUUCUGGAGGUAGCACUUUUCAAAUGGCUGUCAAAGCCAUUUGUGUUUACAAUUGA